CUUGUGAUAAUAACAUUGCGACAAUAUAAUUUGAAGGUAGCGUAGGCAAAGAGGUAAACGCCAAGAUGCAAAGAGACAAAGUUUGUUCCCAAAAGCAUGACCCAGUUUUUGAAUCCUUAUAAGCUUAUGUUGUUUGUCCUUUAAUUUGUCCCAACUCUAGGAAGUUGCAUUCUCAUUUCAUGCCAUUCGUAUACAAUAAUGUAAAGAUGAAAGCAGGCCUUAGUAUGUUCCCCACUUCGUACAUAUAUAUAUAAUUAAUCAAACCAUAUUUACUUAAUUGUUACAUUACAUUACUUUACAUAACUACAAAUUAAUGGAGUCUGAUGAAUGUGAUCAAGAUGCAAAAAAAUUGAACCUUAGGUCCUAUGAGUGCAAUUUUUGCAAGAGAGGUUUUUCUAAUGCACAAGCACUUGGAGGACACAUGAAUAUUCAUAGGAAAGACAAAGCAAAACUAAAACAACAAUUUUCAAACCAAACUCAACCAUCCAAUUUGGAGGCAAAUUUUGUUGUUGAAGAGAAAUUAGUCAAAUUACCAAACUUGAAUUCUAAUGUGUCUCAACAAGAUCAUCAAGAUGCCCCUUGUAAAGAUGAUGAAAUUCUUGUAAUUCAUAUGAGACAACAACAACUUCUACUUUUUGCAGAAUCACCAACUACAAGUGAAAUUCAAAAGCCACUACAAGGUGAUCAAAUUGAAAGGGAAAUUGUUACUAAAGAAGAGGGUUUGUUAUUAUCUUGUGAUGAAGAUUCGUCAUCGGAGUUAGACCUUGAAUUAAGACUAGGACCUGAGCCACAUGAUUCAUCAGCACCACCAACGGGUACAAGAAAAUUCUUUUGAUUACUUAGAUUAUUGAAUAAAUACAAUUAUAUUUGUACAUGCCCAAGAAACCAUUUUUUUUCUUGGUCAACAAAUUCAUUGUUUGAUUUUGUUCCAAAAUUUUAUUUUCAAAUUAAUACGAGCAUUGUUACAUCUUCUACAUGGUGCAGCAACCGUAAAGAUUUUUAAUCUUGUAAAAUUUAGAGAUGAGUUUGUUUGUUAAAAUUUGAUUCAAGUUUACAACAUUUGUUAAUUUAUGUUUUGGGUUAUAUUUGAGUAAUUUAAAGCUGAAUUAAA
This is a messenger RNA of Cicer arietinum (chickpea), 1111 nucleotides long. Its product is annotated as transcriptional regulator TAC1-like. Lineage: Eukaryota; Viridiplantae; Streptophyta; Magnoliopsida; Fabales; Fabaceae. The record is from RefSeq and is a predicted model, not a curated record.